CCGCUCCCUCGGAGCCGCCGCUGCCGCUCGGAGCUCCGCGUCCCGCAGCGAGCCGGCUGCGGGCUGGGACAGCGACGCGGACAGCGGGGCAGCCGGUGACAAGCGCAGGAUGUCGGCCACGCUCUACGUGCUCUCCACGCUGGGUGGAUACGUCCUCACCUCCGCUCUCCUCCUUAAGUGUCCGGGGCUGCUCCACCGGCCCAAACGGCAGCGGUUUCGCUGCCGGCACAUCUCGCACCGCGGCGGUGCUGGAGAGAACCUGGAGAACACAAUGACAGCCUUUCACCAUGCAGUGAAUUUGGGGACAGACAUGUUGGAGCUGGAUUGUCACCUGACAAAAGAUGAGCAAGUGGUUGUGUCCCACGAUGAGAACCUGAAGAGAUCAACAGGAGUUGAUGUCAACAUCUCUGACCUCAAAUACUCGGAACUUCCACCUUAUCUCUGCAAGUUGGAUGUCACAUUUCAGAAAGAAGGUCAGUGUGAGGGGACAGACAAUCGUAUCCCACUCCUGAAAGAAGUGUUUGAGGCAUUUCCAGAAACUCCUGUCAACAUUGACAUCAAGAUGAACAACAAUGUGUUGAUCAGAAAGGUCUCAGAGCUGGUGACUGAGUACAAGAGAGAGCAUCUGACUGUGUGGGGAAAUGUCAAUUAUGAGAUUGUGUGCAAGUGUUUCAAGGAGAACUCUGACAUUCCCACCAUCUUCUGUGCCCAGCGUGUCCUCCUGCUCCUUGGCCUGUUCUACACUGGUCUGCUGCCCUUUGUUCCCUUCAAGGAGGAAUUCUUUGAGAUCCCCAUGCCUUCCAUCAUCCUCAAGCUGAAAGAACCAGAGAAGAUGUCAAGAAGCCAGAAAUUUGUUAUCUGGCUGGCUGACACGCUGCUGAUGAGGAAGGCACUGUUUGAUCACCUCACAGCUCGGGGCAUCCAGGUGUACAUUUGGGUACUGAAUGAAGAACAAGAAUACAAGAGAGCAUUUGAUCUUGGAGCUACUGGAGUGAUGACAGACUAUCCAACAAAACUGAAGGAGUUCUUAAAUAAUUACCCAGCAUAAAGGAAGAAAACUGAGAAAGUCCUUCCAGAACAGAUUGUGAGCCAAGGAUUUUCCUCAUUAAAAAAAAUAAUUGGGGGCAGCAUGCACAGUUCAUUUUUGUUGGGAAGAUGUAACUGAUGAUCUGUUGUCAAGUCACUACCUAAUGUAAAGGUUGUCUAUUUAUUUUAAAACUUCAAUGACAUAGUUUACAUUUGUAAAUAGCUCAUUUAGCAACAGCACACUACAUAAAUGGUGAUGAUUAGGAAGAGAGUUUCCUGAUAAGGUACCUGUAGAUAAUAAGCAUUAUCUUAACCUGUCACAAGUGUUCCUAAGCAGCUGUCAAGACAUGUCAGUUAUUCCAGUUAUAUUCUAGUGAGCAGAAAAUGAAGAAUUUCUGAAAGUGUAGCCUGUGUGUUUGCAUUUCUGGUGUUGCUUUUAGAUUUUAAGUAACUUCUAGAGCAAAAAAGAAAAAAGAAAAAAUAAAGAAAAAACAGGCACAGGAGAAAAUAGCAAAGCAGACUCUGUGGCCAGGUUGAACUUGAGUUGAAAUUGGAUUUAGACCCUCUCUGAGGUGAUGCACUGUGACUUGUUGGUCCAGGUGUAAACACAGGAUUUCAAUCAGGAUCUGGAUUUUACAGAGUUCCACUGCAGGGUCCAGGUUUGCCCCUGGCUCUGACCUGCCUGUCAUGGCAGGAGCUGCAUUUCCAUGAUGGAAAAUGGUACUUGUUAUAGAUUACAUCACUUUGAAAUAGCCUUUCCACAAUGUCCUAAAAGUCUUUUGCACAUUUGUGGUUCUUGAUGAACAGGAAAUUGUUUUUUUAGGGUGAGGGACCAAAGAAGACUUAAAUUUGGUCAGGAGUUUCAGAGACAAAUGAAAAUAUUCCUAUUAAAUGAAUUCACCCAAAGCAGAUUUUUAUGUGUAUUUAUAAAGGGAGGAAGUGUCAAUCUAGAAAGUGUGUAGACUUGAGUCUUUUCUCUCCACAAAAAUACCUUCAGUAUCCAUCAAGUUUAUGUACAUGGACAUGGGAAUAACUGGCAAAAGCCAGGAAAGCCUAGGUAUGAUGGAUGGGGGUAGGCAGGGAGGUAUUUCUGGAAGCUUCCCAUGCUGUUGUGUCCUUGUGAGCAGGAGUUACCCAGUGCAGACAGCUUGGAGCCUGCAGUGCCCCUGUGCCCUGGUGUGCUCAUGUCAUGGCUGGGGCUUCAGGGCUUUGAUUCCUGGGCUUUAAUUACACCCAGUGUCUGGAGCUCAGUCACUGAAUCAUCAGAUGUUCUCCCUAAACAAGAGUUUGGCUCCAGCACUGUCUGUUUCUUGAUGGAUCUUUGUGUGAAAAGCAUAAAUCUUAAUAAUAAACCCAGCAGCCAGAUGUGUUUUUACUGCAAGGAGCACCCACUAAAAACUGAUUAAAUCAUUUUUUCCCCCUUGGUAGCUCAGAUUUGGGAGUUGUUGCACCCUCCCUGGCUGCUGUGCCAUAUUUAUAAUUGUGGAGCAUCUUUGCUGUUGCACUGCCUGACAGGAGGAUGUGAGAAUGCCAAAUCCAUCUGCAUGGAGAGUGUUUGUUUCUGCACCACAGCUCCUUUCUGAGGAAUAUGUCUGGGUGAAAUGGAAAAAAACUGCUGCAUUUAGGAUUCAAGUGAACAUGUGCUGAUGGGGGCAGAUGAGUUAAUGUUGUCCUUUUGAAUAUCUGCCUGCUGAAGAUGACUGCAGAUUGAAUUUCCUCCUAAUUUAAUCAGCCUUGUUGCUUAUUGAAUGGAAGAGAGGAAAAUGUAACUUCCUAACUGUUCAUGGGGGGAAAAGGAUGAAAUUAUUUAUUAGGUACUGAGCUUUCUGUUUCCCUUACAGACCAGUUCUGGCUGGUCUCAUAAGUGCUAAUAAUCAAGUCACAGCUCUGCCUGCUUUUUAGAAGCCACAGACUGGUUAUAGAAGAUGUUCCACAUGCAGCUCAGUAAAUUAAAAAAUUUUUCACCUUUCUGUCCUGAUCUGGGUUUAUUACCCAGAUUACCCAGAUAGUUUUUAUGCACUGUGGGUUUUUUAAGCUCAGUUUUAUUGCUGUUGAAUUUCUAACACAUGCACUGAUAUUAAGAUGCAAAUGUAAUUCUGGUUUUGGAGAAUACUAUCAAAAAAUACUAAAUUUUUUUUUGUUUAGGUUAGGAAGAGCUAAAUUUUAAAAUGCCAGUUUUGGUCUCUUUCUCAAGUUUCCCUCAAUACUCAAUAAAUAAUUUUCUGUUAUUCUAUAGUGAAUGAUAAAACACAGGUACUGAAAUGAGAGUGUUUUAUAUUUAAUUUUAAUAUUUUUAUUCUCUCUAGUAGUAGAGAUGGAAAUUUCUGCCUUCUAAGAUUCUCAGCACAUUUUUCAAACCACAUUUGUCAGACCACCAGUGCUCUUACAUCUGCUGGAGGUUCUGACUGUGCUGUUUAUACAUUGACCUCUCUUGCAUAAAUCUGCUUCUCAAUAUCUGAAAUUUGAUUGGGAGUGCUGGAAAAGCUGCUGGAUUUAUUGAUUCACCUGGUUGGGCUUUAGCACAAGACUCAGGUUUGAUCUCAUGAGCCAGAUAAUGUUCCAUGGACAAAUCCCAGCACCAGUGCACAGGGCUUAGGCCAUGAUAACUGUUUGUAACAAAAUGCCAUGGAAUUGGGGUAACUCUAAACCAUUUGUUGUAUCCAAUCCUUGUUUUGAAUAUUCCAGAACUCACUGUGUGAUUUUUUUUUUUAAUUUUUAACCACUUGUACAGAAAAGCUUUUGUUGAGAACUUGCACAACUGUCCAGGAGGAUGUUCAGUUAUAAUCUCUCUUUCUGAGGAGAGAUUCUUAUCAGGUACUUUAAAUAUUGUUUUAACUCUAAAUAUUGUUUAAACACUGUGUUCUCAACCCUGUUGCAGACUGUUUUAUGUAUGAAGGAUGAUUGCAUGUACUUCAUGCACUUUUAAUUUGCAGAAAGUCUCGUGGACCUCUCUAGCUCCAAAGCUAUGCAGUGAUUUUUCUUUUCAUGUGAAGGAAGAUUUGAUGCUUUUGAAAUGUGGCACAUUAAAACAUCUUUGCUCAUAAAAGAUCUAAGACUGAA
This is a messenger RNA of Catharus ustulatus (Swainson's thrush), 4086 nucleotides long. RefSeq names its product glycerophosphodiester phosphodiesterase domain containing 1 (gene GDPD1). Gene Ontology annotation, biological process: glycerophospholipid catabolic process; N-acylethanolamine metabolic process. Bases 110 to 1048 code for a protein of 312 amino acids. The record is from RefSeq and is a predicted model, not a curated record. The transcript is spliced from 10 exons. Gene Ontology annotation, molecular function: phosphatidylcholine lysophospholipase A1 activity; phosphoric diester hydrolase activity. NCBI's taxonomy places the organism in Eukaryota, Metazoa, Chordata, Aves, Passeriformes, Turdidae. Gene Ontology annotation, cellular component: endoplasmic reticulum membrane.